Alternaria ventricosa is the source of this 435-nucleotide messenger RNA. RefSeq lists its product as uncharacterized. Bases 1 to 435 code for a protein of 144 amino acids. The record is from RefSeq and is a predicted model, not a curated record. The transcript is spliced from 3 exons. Lineage: Eukaryota; Fungi; Ascomycota; Dothideomycetes; Pleosporales; Pleosporaceae.
AUGUCCCACAUCCAGGGUCUCAUAGGCUUCUUGUCGAGCGACUUCCAUGACGCCGAAUUCGUACUUGGCCUGCUCAAUCUCAUCGGCGAAUACAUCGCUCUCGAGCAGACCGAAAACUCUGAUGGCAGCAGCAGUGCGCUCUUGGAUUCGAUGAAGAAGGCCCCGUUUUCUCUCGUCCGCGCUACGAAGCAGAUCCAGACGAGCGUUGAGAUCCUCGACCUGCCGCUCGAGGUCCGGCUCGGACGAUUGGGAUACCUGGGCUUCUUGCGAGGACUGAUUGUCAUUGUCCUAUUCAUCUUCCUUAUCUUCGUCAGCGUCGAUGAGAUCGGUGUGGGGGUUGGGGAGGUUGAGAGUUUGCCGGCGGAUGGCGAGUUCGAGCCCUGGGGCGCGGAUGUUCCAUGGCAGUGUGUUCGCCAUCUCAGGAUGACUGCGUGA